Messenger RNA from Acaulospora morrowiae, 1150 nucleotides. The record is from the annotation of a GenBank genome assembly. Lineage: Eukaryota; Fungi; Glomeromycota; Glomeromycetes; Diversisporales; Acaulosporaceae.
GCGACCUACUAGCUCGGCUGAUGAUCGGAUGGGAGAAUCAGAUGAUCCGCGACCUGAUCACAAGAUUGCAAAGUUAUGGGAAAAGAAUCGUUCUCAUGAGAAUAUAUAUCUCUACAAGCCGAAAUUUAUAAACUGUGAAACUAACAAUAGGGGGAUUGUUUAUGAUGGGGUUAACAGAGGGGUGAUAACUAUUAAUAAUUCCGUUUUACCAAAGAAAGUUGAGAAAAGAAAAUAUCCUUUUGGGAUGGAGCUGAAAGAAAGAAAAAAACAAGUAAAAAGACAAUCUCAAGAAGAAAGGUCCGCGGAUAACAUAGAUGAAAUUGAGGAUGAACCAGCUUUGGAACAGAAGUUAUCCGAUUUACCUGAAGAAACAACAAAAAAUGGUACAAUUGAUCUGAAUAGCCGAAGAGAAUCUACUAGCAAUUCGAUCACGAAUGAUAAUUUGUUAGAGGUUCAGAAGCAAACCAAUGAUGACGAUAAUGAAGGGAAUGAUCAUAAUAAUAAUUCAAAUAUUUCUUUGGUAGCUCAGACACAAACUGAAACUGCAACCACUGAUAACUAUGAUGAUGGCAAAAAGUUCGUGUCUUCGCUAGCACCGCGCAUUGAAAUCGGGUUGGGAGACUUUAUAAGUAACGAAGAGAGGUCGAAUGAUGAAUUAGAUGCGUACGUUAAUGAAACCAUCCAGGAUGGAAAUAAAUGGAUUGUGUGCGAAACCGAUGUACGUGACCUCUUGAUAAUAUGGAAACAGGAGAAACCGCGACCACGUACUGAUCUGGCAUUUUAUGAUAUUAUCGAUAUCACUCCGGGUUCAAAUAGUGAUUUUGUUCAAUCACUACCAAAUGAUGCAGUGCAAGAAAUGAAACAAUCAAAAACGUUUCCCACACCGAAUAUGGAUAAUGUGGAUGAAAUGAAAAACUAUAUUAUUGAUUUUAUUAAGACAGAUGAAUUCCGUAAUUUCGUGGACGAGAGUUAUUUGAAAACACGAGUCAAUAAUAAAACAAAAUUCGUAUGGGACUAUCUGAACAUUCUCGUCGAGUCGUUUGAACGAGACAACGACCUCACAAAUUACAAUUUGUCCGAACUUAGAUAUCGCGAAAUAUUUUUUACCCCUCUGAUCCGUAGUCUUUUCCGUUGCACCACCGGGAAAUGA